Molecule: messenger RNA, 1833 nt
Organism: Clonostachys solani
Lineage: Eukaryota; Fungi; Ascomycota; Sordariomycetes; Hypocreales; Bionectriaceae
Source: the annotation of a GenBank genome assembly
AUGGCACCUUCGCACUCAACGAGGUGGAUGCAAACCCACCGUCAAGCUCUUGGGAAGACGCCGCUCCGGGAUAUCUGCUUGCCAAGUUCGCACGACUCCGGCACGUACCGCCUCGAGUUUGGCACUACGGGAGGCGGAAAGGGUACCGUCCUUACCCAGACGAAGACCAUCUUCGAGCAGCUCGAGCUCGGGGUCAGGCGCUUCGACAUCCGUCCUACCCUUGCAAACAACCCUGCCCAGGGGUCUAAUCCAAAGUUCUCCUGGAACUGCGGGCAUUACACGCCAGAGGGCGCGGACAAAGUUGGCUGGCAGGGCGGCAGCUGCGCCCCGAUCGAUGAAGUCGUUGGCCACAUCAAUCGCUUCACUGAGAACAAUGCUGAGCUCAUCAUUGUUGACAUUACACAUGUUAUGUCGCUCUUGAUUACAGAUCUUCUGGUUAUAUCGCCUGCACAUUCCUUGCCAACUCCAUCUGAGAGUUGGGAUGUUCUUUUCUACAUCUUGAAAGGCAUCAACUGCUUGUUCCCUAUGAGCCGGGUUGGUGGCGACAACGGCAAGCCGCUCCAGGACUACACCUUGGACACUUUCAUUGGGGACGGAAAGGCUGCCGUCGUUGUCAUCAUCGAGGGCGAUAAGUACCGGGAAAGUCUCAUCGGCCACGGCUUCUGGCCACAGACGACGCCCAAGGGCGAGCCUUCUCUGGCUGUAAAAGAAAUGCCCGUCACCCGAAUGCAAGGAACGUUCGAAGCCAUCACGUCCCUGGUCCUGCCAGGUACUGCUGUUCUCAACCUUGCGGCCAAAAGGCAGGAGGAACGCUUCCCAUGGCUGCUCCAAGACAUCGCUAGGGACAGGCUCGAAGUGUCGGCGAUCUUAAUGGAUAAGAUUGAAAAUGCCGAUCUUCUCACGUUUUGCCUCGCAGUGACUCUUUGCCGCAAAAGAAGCGGCGACGAGAUUAUCAUUGUGUACGGAGGAAGUCUAGUGCCAAGCUCCUCCUCGGCCUACGCCAGCGUCCGCAGCGCUAUUGACCAGCGCAAUGGGAUCACUGCGAGCAACUCUCUAUUUUCAGAUACUUGGCAUGGCCUUCCGAAAUCUUGUGCCGUUUUCUAUAGGCAAGAUGAUAUCAUCAAGGGUCGUUGGGCUCGGGAGGGGGCCAGCCUUCGGUUUGAUGUUGAUAUCGUGAGCGCUCAUUAUGGCGGCAAGGACAUUCUCGACCGCAGGAUGUACUACAAACUUCUUCGGGCUCUAUGUGCUGAUGAGUCGAUUACGGUCAAUAACCAAUCCAUGGUUGGGACUGACAAGCGUGAUCCUAAGCCAGGCGUUGAGAAAGAGUGUAUCAUCAAAUAUCGUGCUGGUUCCCAAACUGAAACGAAGCCCUUUAAGGAGUAUACAAGUAUUCAGUUCUCCCGACGGUACGUUCAAUUGAUGUUUAAGACAUCGUACACUAAUAAGGAGAGGGGACAAGUGCUGAGUGCUGACGAGAUCGAAGGGUGGUUCGCGCCUGUCAGUGGAGACCUCCAGCUUGGCGGCCGGUACCAGGCUCAGGGCAAGGCAGGCGGAACUAUCGAGGAAUACAAUCCACUGGAGAGCUACCGCCUGGGUUGGGAGUCCAGGUCAGGGCCAGUCCCGUCGCGCCUCAAGCUCACUCACCUGGUCCCGGCCAGUGACCACUGGGACACGUUUGGCGCUGGAGCUGCCGGCGUGGGCUGGGACACGGCGUACCUGCACAAGAUAACGUUCGGCGAUGACUGGUUCAACGAGCAGCCCGGCAAGGACUUCCUCAAAGCCUGCAGUCAGAGCACAACCUUCUACGUGCCUUCGAGUAGCAAGAUGGGUUGA